Messenger RNA from Coffea eugenioides, 2581 nucleotides. Its product is annotated as receptor-like protein 4. The transcript has 9 exons. Bases 247 to 2154 code for a protein of 635 amino acids. NCBI's taxonomy places the organism in Eukaryota, Viridiplantae, Streptophyta, Magnoliopsida, Gentianales, Rubiaceae. The record is from RefSeq and is a predicted model, not a curated record. Gene Ontology annotation, molecular function: protein binding.
UUCUUCCCUGCAGUCCUCAUCAAUACCGUUUACUUCCCUUUCCAAUUUUCCUUCCCUCGCGCCCUUUCCCGCCGCUAAUCGCUCCACAUUCCCUCCUCACACCUAGACACCGCCCACCAAAACCCCCACCAAAACACAUCCGGGAACAAUUUGCCAAAACUCCAGCACUUUCCCCCAUGUCCAGACAAGUGCUCUUACAUCAUUACACACACUACACUCACUAAACCCACUCUCAGAAACACCAUCAUGUCCCCUCUUCCUCUCCCCCUCCUCCUCCUCCUCCUCCUACUCCCCACCGUCUCCUUCUCCCUCUCCAUUCCUUACCCCUAUAAUUUUUCCCUUCACAUCGACUGUGGAGGACUGACGAACUCCACCGAUGUCUUCGACACCACUUGGAUUUCCGACCGGUACUACACCGGCGGAGCUACUGCGGUAGUUUCCGAGCCACUCCUCUUUACUCACCAGCAAGAAAAGACUCUCCGCUACUUCCCAAUCUCAUCCGGGAAAAAGAAUUGUUAUAGUGUUAAAGAAGUUCCUCCCGGAAAAUACUUCCUCCGGACUUUCAUCGCCUACGAUAACUACAACGGCAAGUCUCAUCCCCCCUCCUUCGACGUUGCCGUUGAAGGGACUUUGGUGUUUUCUUGGAGGUCUCCUUGGCCGGAGUCCAUUUCGAGAUACGGGGCCUACUCGGAUCUUUUUGUCACCUUCUCGGAUUCCGAUGCUGACGUGUGUUUUUACAGUAUUGCCACUGAUUCUCCCGUCAUUGCUUCUUUGGAGCUUAUCCAAGUUGACACAGACGCUUACACUUUGGGCAAUGGGAAUGGCUUUAGUAAUUCUUCAAUCUUGGUGAAUUACGGGAGGAUUUCGUCCGGAUCGGGUCAGUGGGGACCCGGGUUUUCAAACGACACUGACCGGUUCGGCCGGUCGUGGCAAUCGGAUGCUAAAUUCUUGCCUAGACGUGGAAAGAUUAGAGCAAUUUCCGCGAUAAGAGAUGUCAUCAACGUUGAGAAAGAACCGAACUUUUUUCCCUUGAAAUUGUACCAGACAGCUACAAUUUUGGUAGGAGGGGAUGGAAAAUCCGGGGAUUAUCUGGGGUAUGAAUUGCCUGUGGACGCGAAAUUGGAUUACUUGUUAUGGUUUCAUUUUGCCGAGAUUGAUGUUAGUGUAACUAAAGCAGGACAAAGAGUUUUUGACAUUUUUGUGAAUGAUGUGAAUAUUAGUAGAGUGGAUAUUUUUAUGAGUGUUGGGAGUUUUGCUGCUUAUGAUUGGAGCUAUGUGGUCAAGAAUUUGACAAAUACAAUGUUGAGUAUUAAGCUUGUUCCAGUCGUCGGUUCGCCUACAAUUUGCGGGGUUGAGAAUUAUGCUAUUGUUCCAGCUGAUCUUAAGACUCUUCCUGACCAGGCUACUGCUAUGCGUGCAUUAAAGGAGUCCCUUCGAGUUCCAGACAGGAUGGGUUGGAAUGGAGAUCCAUGUGCCCCUACUACAUGGGAUGCAUGGGAGGGGGUGGCAUGUCAUACAUUAAAGGAUGAGUCUGCGCUGGUGGUGUCCCAAAUAGAUCUUGGAAACCAAGGCUUGAAGGGUUAUAUUAGCGAUCAGAUUUCUCUCCUAUCAAAUUUGGUGAGCUUGAAUUUAAGUGCUAACUCUUUGGGUGGAGGUUUGCCAGAAGGAUUGGGUCAAAAGUCUCUUGCGAAGCUGGAUCUAUCAGACAACAAGUUCACGGGGUCCAUACCCGAUAGUCUAACUUCUUCUAAUUUGCAACUUGUGCUUUUGAAUGAUAAUCAGCUGGAUGGCAGAGUGCCAGAGGAACUUUAUUCGAUUGGCGUUCAUGGUGGAGCUAUUGAUCUCUCUGGUAACAAGGGGUUAUGUGGUGUACCUCCCCUGCGUGAUUGUCCUUUAUUCUGGGGAAAGGAUGGCUUAUCUACUGGUGGUAAAGUUGCAAUUGGUCUAUCAUGUCUUUUUGUCUUUUGCAUGUUGCUGCUUGCGAUACACAUGUGCAUCAAGAGACGGCGCAAUGACUAUGAUUUUGGUUUACCGCACGAGUUGAUGUCAUUGGCUGCAAAAAGAAACAGGUAUCAAAGGCAGAAAUCUUUGAUGGCUCUUGAAAUGGAGAGCCAACACGCCAAAGGAUUCAUACCAACUUACAGCUCAAAUUGACAGAGCAUUUUCACGAGUAGUGUAGUGGAACAUUAGGAUUUAGACAGACCACAGCUUGCCAAGAGGGCAAACGGAGGGGACCUCAGCUGUGUCGACACAGUGGGCGGAGACCGGCGGAUAUGAUACGUGUUGACAUGCAAAUGGCUUGGCAAAGAUGUGACUUGUUUUGGCUCUUUCUCAACAAUUUGUAUUGAAAUGGGGUCCUGGAAAACCACAUGGUUUUGUAGAGUGCAAUGUAUCUUCAUUUAUUCAUUUGAUCAAAGCCCCCUAAAAUCCCCGCUAAAAGAGAGAACAUAGAUAAAAGAAGAAGAAGACAGACAGCGAGUGAGAUAGAGCAAAUGCCCCCGAUGUAUUAUACCCAAUUUUCGGCAUUUGAAGAAACAUAUUAUGUGAAUUCAGAUUGUAGAUAAAAACCAUUUAUUCUUUU